GGGGCUGGACAGUGCACUGCAUACAAAAAGACACACUAAUAAAUACAAACAAGCAGACAGACUUUGAAAGUUGUCUCAAAAGACACCUUCCUGCACAAUCCUAUUUGCAGUAAAGCACAGUGUGGGUUAGUCAUGAUAAGUCUCCCUGUGAGAGGAGUGGAGACAACAAAAGGCACCCCCUGCAGUAGUAGAGAUCUAAUAUUGGCACUCGAGGCAGCUGGCGGGCUGUCUCCUGUAAUUUUAGCGCACACUGAUGCAGAGGAAAGAUUUAAUGGGCAUUGGUCAGCGUACCUUCUUGUGAGGGCGUAAAGGAGACAGAGCAGAGCGAGCAGAGAGGGAGGGGAGCAGAGGAGGGUGAGGACAGUGAGGAGAGAGGGAGAGAGAGAGAGAGAGAGAAAGGCAGCGUGUUAGGGGCUGCUGUGGCUCAGAAAUAAAGUCAGGCAACUAUCUGGAGCAGCAUGACUCUUCUAACACUUGGACUGUAUCUGCCACUGUGGUUUUGCUAUGGCCUGGCUCAAUCCUCUAUUCUGGACAGCUUUAUUUCAUUCCCAGCGGCUCUCAGAUCCCAGGAGCAGCAAAGGAGAUUCAGCCCAUGCUGUUUACUGAGUCCGCCUCCACCCCCACUGUUUCCUCCACCCCCUUCACUUUGGCGCCGCCACGCUCAUAACGAAGACAAUUCAUAUGAUGAUGGUGAGUCAGAAUCGGGCAAUGGGGAAAAAAGUUCUACCUGCAUUCAAGGCCCCCGUGGACCUGCUGGUCUCCCUGGACCUCAGGGUCCACCUGGAUUACCAGGGAUAGCAGGGCCGAAAGGAGAAAAAGGAGAAAUCGGAAGACCUGGGCAAAAGGGUCGGACAGGUCCUCCCGGACUUCCUGGGAAGCAGGGACCAGCUGGAUGGCCUGGACCAAGUGGGCCCAAAGGGGAGAAAGGUGAUGCGGGGCUGAUGGGAUUGCCAGGAGCCAGAGGACAAAUUGGGCCAAGGGGUUUACCUGGGUAUAAAGGGGAAAAGGGUUCUCGAGGUGAUCGCGGUGAGAACGGAGUCAAAGGCGACAAGGGUGCAAUGGGUUUCCCAGGAAUGCUUGGACAGAAAGGUGAAAUGGGUCCAAAAGGAGAACCUGGGAUCUCUGGAAACAGAGGACCCACUGGCCGACCAGGGAAGAGAGGCAAGCAGGGAGUAAAAGGAGACACAGGCAGUGUUGGCCCAAUGGGACCUGCAGGCCCACAGGGAACUCCAGGUCACCCUGGUCCUCCUGGUUCACCUGCCACAGGACUCUACAUGGUUGGAGCAAAGGGUGCACGUGGUCUACCAGGGCCUCCUGGAAAGUGUAGCUGUGGUUCUCUCAGUAAUUCUCCAUUUGAUGAUUAUCCUUCGAGAGGAAACUAUCCCAAAGUGCCAGCGAUAUUCGUCGUGAGCAACGAGGAAGAACUGGAGCGCCUUCACACAGAUAACGCUCUUGCAUUCCGCAAAGACCAGAGAUCUCUCUAUUUCAAAGACAUUGAUGGCUGGCUGCCAAUCCAGACUUUUCCAUUCCAGCUGACGCCGUUCCAGUCCAUGGAAAACGCACCUGAUGAUGAAGGUUACUGCGGUGAUGGGAUAGUGCAGAUUUCCAACGGGGAAGAGUGUGAUGACAGGAACAGAGUCGUCACUGACGGCUGCGUCAAGUGUAAACAUGCCUACUGUGGGGAUGGAUACCGCUAUGAGGGGGCUGAGGAGUGUGAUGGAAAGGACUUCGGUUACCAGACGUGUAAUUCAUAUCUUCCAGGGUCAUAUGGUCACCUCAAGUGCACACCCUAUUGUGUGAUUGACUCCACAAACUGCAAGUACUUCACUUGAGGAGGAAGCUGGACAGUGCAGUGGGAUCCUCUGUGUGUUAUUUGGAAUAUUUUCAUGCAAAAAAGAACAAUAAUGCUCGAAGCAAGAAACUCUGAAGGUAGAGGCAGCCAAUGAUUCUAUGAUGAAAGAAAAAAACAAAACGUAUAUACAGUAUAUACACAUAUAUAUAUAUAUAUAUAACUCCUCUGUAUUGCUGCUGAGAUGCCACGUAGCUCCCCGGAGUUAUAGUGGAGGUGAAAAGCCUUCACCCACACAUAGGAAAUGCACAGGACAACUGCACUCAGUCUUAACAAGCAGGACUUAAGACUGGCCCCUCUCACCAUGAAUCAGCCUCCGGAUGCAACAGUUGUGACAGCCAUGCAGAGACUUAAUUAAGUGCCAGUGGGAGAUGUUGCAGGAGAGCAGAAUUGGGGCCAGAGGCGUAUUAAUCUUGACCCAGUUACUGUUGAGAAAGAGAGGCAGUAGGACAUCCAAGGCCAUGGCCUCAGGUAUUCUGCUGCAGCAUCAAUGACAGCUCACAGCAUUUGCAUGAGGCUGGGACUACUGAGACCAUGACAGCAGCCGUCACUAUACAAGCAUGUAACCCAUCACUUUACUUGUUAAUGCCACAACAAGGCUCUCAAUAUCACAUCAAGAUCUUCAGUUAAAAAACAGGCAUAUAGCAAGAUCAAUAUGGAUGGAGAUAAAGGUGCGAGAAUUAUGCACUUGUAAAAUGUCAGUGAGACUGUUAUAUCAGGAGGCCGACUUGGCUUCAUUAACUUGUGGUGGUGCUUGACAGGGACAUUCAGUCAGGGCAAAGUUUCAUAAAUCCAAAAAACUUCUCAGGAACCAACAGGUCAUGUAGCUCCACACAGCACCGUUCACAGGCAUCCCCCUUGCUACUCUCUUUGUAAAUGAAAUGGCAGUGACUGUACGCUGAAGCACACAGAUAACUAAAAAGCUUUAACAUAUCGACAAUGCGCAAUUGUCAAGGUACAAUCUUCCCUGUGCUUCAGUGACAAAUGAAAUCUACCGUGUACGAAGGCUUAAAACUGUUCUUAAUGUUCUCACUGCACAGGAAAACCUGGGGUCGUCUGUAGCUGCUAAAGGGAGGGACGAAUUUCAAUUCCAGUCUGUUCUGUGGUCAUUACUGUAUUUACUCUAAUACCUCUUUAUCCAGUCUUUCUGUCUUACAGCAUAUACAGCAACAGAGAAACUCAACAGUAAACUUAACAGUGUAGAUGUAGUCUACUGUGUGUUGGGUGCCGAUGGCGAACUUUGCCGGUAUAAGCUGACAUUUUCCAUAAGCUACUGUAUGAGUCGCAGUGCCAAGGGAGACUUGUUCUCAGUCAUACUUAGAUGUAGUCAGGUGUUUAUGAAGUGUUUCUUCUGUAAAAAGCAAUUGAAAGAUACUGACUGUUAUUAUAUUGUCUCCGCAUGCUUGUGAUAUACCGUGCUAACGAGUGUGAAAUGCUUCCACUUUAUUUUGUAAAUUCAUUGCAUUCAUCAGCAUAGCAGGUGUCUUAAGAAGUCUUGCUCUGCCCAGAGUGUAGCUAAGUACUGUAUGUGUGAC
Molecule: messenger RNA, 3384 nt
Organism: Plectropomus leopardus (leopard coralgrouper)
Lineage: Eukaryota; Metazoa; Chordata; Actinopteri; Perciformes; Serranidae
Gene: colq
Product: collagen-like tail subunit (single strand of homotrimer) of asymmetric acetylcholinesterase
Biological process (GO): extracellular matrix organization
Molecular function (GO): extracellular matrix structural constituent conferring tensile strength
Source: RefSeq, a predicted model, not a curated record